AUGUUUUCUGGAAUGACCCAUUUCCAACCGACACAGGGUAAAGAUGAGAAAAUCCCAGAUGUACAAGAAAGUGUUCCAGAUGCCGUUGACUUUUUUGGCCACAGACAAUCGAAGGAACAAUCCUUGGAACAUGAUUUGAAAAGCUGUGAAAUUCCAAAGUCUGAAGCAAAGAAGAAAUUAAAAGAUGGUGGGGGUGAUGAAGAUAGGAAGAAGAAAAGAAAUAAAAAGAGAAAAAGAGGUAUGUUUAAAGGUGAUCCACAGUCCGAUCUGUGCAUGUGCACAAAUGAGCCCACUUUUUAUGAUACAAACAGUUUAACUAUAUUUUGAGUUCUUGAAAAGCCUGAUUGUUGUUUCUUGAUCAUUUAUUAUACUCUAGAAGCUUGAAAAUAUAAAUAGUUGUCGAAUAAAGCUCAAUAUUUUGGACACAAAAAUAUGUAAACAAAGGCUUUGUUUACAUACAGACUGUAGAUCACCUUUAAAAUUUCAAACUUGGAAUUUCCAUCUACAAAAUCCUUCUGCAAUUACUUGUAUAUUAAUACACAUCUGCAUCUAGGGUUUAGGUGGGGUUUAGGUUAGGAGUGCCCAGUACCACUGUGCACCCCCUCCCCAUCAAAAUAUGUGUGUGAGAGCUAGCUAGGUGCCUACCCCUGCUUUCACAAGCAUUUGCAAAGUGUAGAACUUGAAAAAUAUUUGUAUGACUUCUGAUGAUGUCUGUGGACUCUCACCCUUCACUGAAAAAUUAUGGAACUACUCAGGUUAAAAAUCUUAAUUACUUUAUCAACAAUAACAGAAGAUUGGAGUCAUAUGGCCACUAAUCUGGAUGUACCUCCAGACUUCAAUAGAUAUGUCUGUUUUUCAUAUUUUCUCAAGAAAAUGACAAUUCAGAAGUGGAUGAAGAGCAAAGUCACAAAAAGAAAGAAAAACACAGCAUUGAAAAAUUAGCUGAGCUGCAAAAAGAAAAGGUUUGUUGAACAAAUCAAAGAAUAAUUGUGCAAAUGAAUGAAAGCAUUUAAAAACAGAUUUUAAAGCUGGUAUACGGACCAAGUAAAAUCGUCUGGCAUUAGACAGAGUAAAAUAAUCUGGCAUUAGACAGAGUAAAAUAGUAAAGUAGGGUACACCAGUGCACAUUGCCACUGAAAGGUUUAAAUUUUAUUUUUUCAGGUGAAUGCAUUUCGAAACAAACAUCACAUCUACGUAAAUGGAUCAGACAUUCCUGAUCCAAUUGAGUGUUUUACAGAUCUUGACACACAGUAAGUUUUUAUAAGACACAUUUUCAGAACACAACUUCUUGAUGUACCUGGUGUAAACUUCUUGAAAUGGAACACAUUCUGCGCUCUGUGAAACCUUGCAUAUCUGAUGAUUCUUGUUCGUUCUUUAGAUAUUCAUUACCACACUACAUUCUUAAUAAUGUUUUGGAAUCAGGCUAUGCUCAACCUACUCCAAUUCAAAUGCAGGCGAUACCUUUACUCUUGCAGGUGAGUCAUGUUGAACUAUUAUCUAGUUCAUUGGUAAUAGACUGCAUGAUCAAAUAUGACUUUGAAAGGGAAGGAAGGAGACUAGCGACUUUCAAAGACAGCACAGAAAUGUGUUAAUUUGUGUCCAAUGAAUGUCUACAUCUUUUCAAAUAUUCCUAGGACCGUGAGCUACUGGCUUGUGCUCCCACUGGUUCAGGAAAAACUGCUGCAUUUAUCUUACCUGUUUUGUAUCACCUAAAGGUAAUGCACCUUGGAUAAUAAUAAACUGGAUAAUAAAUCAACAUUAUUUUCCUUUAAGAUUUCUUUCAUUACAAUAUGUUUGUCAAGAUCUGAUGCUCAUUUUGCAUUAUUGAAUUGCCAUUAUAAUAGAUUAUUUUGUUUAUGUGUUAAGUUCAUUGAUAUAAUUUUGUGUAUUUCUAUCUUUGAAAUUUUCCCCUUGGGGGAAAGUCAGUACAAAGAUAUAUUAACAAAGAUUUUUCUGUGGUGUAGGAACCAAAGAAGUGUGGCUUUAGAUGCGUUGUGGUCUCACCCACCAGAGAACUAGCACAGCAAGUAUGUUACAGAAUACCUUCUUUAGAUGGUUAACACCUUAGAUGGUUAAUUGUCUGGCACUAGACAGAGUAAAAUAAUAAAGUAGAUUUAGUAGGGCACAUCAGGAUACACAUAAGCUAAACUAAAGUUUUGCACCCUACAUUAUCAUGUAUUUUGUCUAAUGCCAGACAAAUUUGAGUUUGUCACUCAAUGGGUUAAUUUUUAUUGUAGUACACUCUAAUGGACCAUUUGCAUUAUAGACUAAAUUUUGAUCUAAACAAGUCUAGACAAAAAUUUCAUCACAGCUUGAAAGAGCAUCACAAAAUUAGUAAUAUUCCAAAGUUUCGUUGCGAAAUGUUGUAAAGUGCGGAUAAUAUAGCCUUGCGAAGUUUGCCGUUUUUCAGUCAUUUUCUAUUACAAACGGGAAAUUGACAGCCCCAAAGGGUAUUGAGCUGUCAAUUUCCCCCGCGUAAUGCAAAAUGACUGAAAAACGGCAAACUUCGCAAGGCUAUGUUAUCCGCAUUUUACAACAUUUCGCAACGAAACUUUGGAAUAUUACUAAUUUUGUGAUGCUCUUGUCAAAGUGUCAUGAAAUUUUUGUCUAGACUUGUUUAGAUCAAAAUUUAGUCUAUAAUGCAAAUGGUCCAUUCUUGCUGUUAUUUCAGAUUUAUCGAGAGUUUUGUCGUCUGUCAAAAGGAAAGGCACUGCGGAUUCACAUUUUAACGAAAGCAAAGGCAAAUGCAAACAACUUCGGACCUAAAUCUUCAAAACGUUUUGGUAAGAUAUUGUGAACUUUUCCACAGUACAUGACAAUCACCUUACAGGUGUUUGGAUUGGUUGGUCAAUGGGACGGUUGGUUGGUUAGUAGGAUAGUUGGUCAGUCAGUUGGUCAAGCAAUUAUUUGGUUGGUUACUUAUAAAUAGUCAGUCUUUCAGUUAGUAAGUCACAAUCCUAGUUCUCUGUGUAACCAUAUAUUAUGGUUUGCAUAUUUCUAGAUAUUUUGGUUACCACCCCAAACAGACUUGUGCACAUGCUUCAACAAGAUCCUCCUGCUAUACAGUUGGACAGCGUGGAAUGGUUGAUCCUUGACGAGGCAGACAAACUCUUUGAAAAAGGGAAGGAUGGUUUUCGAGAUCAGGUCAGUAGAAAGAUCAUCAAACUAUGUAAACAGGAGUGUGGCCAGCCCCAAACGAGUGGGGGGGGGUAUAAUUUUAUGUCAUAGAUGAAAGAAUUACAAAAUUGGUCCUGAAUAGAAGUGGACAGGAAGAGCAUUCCCUCCAUUCCCCUCUGUGGCUACGCCUUUGCGUGUGAACAAAUACAUCACGAAAUAAUGCAACAGAAAUGACUUCCACUACUCUGUUUAAUAGCCACGGAAUAAUGCAACCGAGAUAACUUCCACUACUCUGUUUAAUAGCCAUGAAAUAAUGCAACAGAGAUAACUUCCUCUACUCUGUUUAAUAGCCACGAAAUAAUGCAACAGAGAUGACGUCCACUACUCUGUUCAUUUUUCAAUACCCCUUGUCAACUCGAUAGCGUUUUUGUAUGAUCUUCAGAUUGCUACAAUCUAUCAAGCAUGUUCCAAUCCAAAGAUCAAGAGAGCAUUAUUCAGUGCAACGUUAUCAAACGGAAUUGAAGAAUGGACCAGAGUUCACCUAGAUAAUGUUGUGAGAAUUACAGUAGGAGUAAGGUUUGUACUUAUUCAUCGCAGUACAAGUAAUAGCUGGUUUCAAUCAGCACUAUCGCGUAGCACAAGGUGGGUCAACCUGCGAAUCUUGGACUGAUAUUUGGCGUAUUUGUACGUGUAGGAAUUCUGCGACGGAAACAGUUGAACAAGAACUUUUGUUUGUUGGACAGGAAUCUGGAAAACUCAUUGCAAUCCGAGAUAUUAUACAAAAGGUUUUU
Paramuricea clavata is the source of this 3908-nucleotide messenger RNA. NCBI's taxonomy places the organism in Eukaryota, Metazoa, Cnidaria, Anthozoa, Malacalcyonacea, Plexauridae. The record is from the annotation of a GenBank genome assembly.